This is a messenger RNA of Perca flavescens (yellow perch), 789 nucleotides long. It is a transcript of the gene cldn10d, whose product is annotated as claudin 10d. Gene Ontology annotation, molecular function: structural molecule activity. The record is from RefSeq and is a predicted model, not a curated record. The coding region runs from base 1 to 789 and encodes 262 amino acids. The transcript is spliced from 5 exons. Gene Ontology annotation, cellular component: membrane; bicellular tight junction. Lineage: Eukaryota; Metazoa; Chordata; Actinopteri; Perciformes; Percidae.
AUGAAGCGCAGGAUGGUGGUGAUGUACAUGGAGAUCGGCUGCUUUGUGUCCUGCCUGUUUGGCUGGAUCCUGGUGUGUUCCACCCUUCCCACAGAUUACUGGACUUUCUCUGAGGUGAGCGAUGUCGCGUUGACCACCAUCAACUUCUACUCCAACCUGUGGAAGGACUGCGUCUCAGACACCACGGGGGUGUCCGACUGCAAGGAGUACCCUUCCAUGAUGGCCCUUCCUGCGUUCCUACACGCCACCAGAGCGCUCGCUGUCUGCGCAGUUAUCACUGGUUUCUUCGGAGGCGUCCUCACACUCAUAGGGAUGAAAUGCACUAAAAUAGGCGGAUCAGAGAUUGCCAAUGCGAGGGUGACCUUUGCAGGCAGUAUAACCUACCUGGUUUCAGGAUUCUGUGGUAUGAUCACCUACUCAUGGUGGGCCAACAAAGUCAUAACAGAAUUCUUGGAUCAAAACUUCCUACCACAGAAAUUUGAACUUGGAGCUGCAAUUUUUGUUGGCUUGGGUGGCUGCAUGCUUCUCCUCUCUGGAGGGACAGCGCUGUCUUACCUCUCUGGAAAAGAUCUAACAUCAAGUAAUGUCAACAAUUCUGCAGAAAGCUCACGUAGAGCAGCCACUUACACCUCUGCGCGGACCAGACGGACCUACAUGCUGCCGGCCUCGGCGUCCAGAGUGACCCUGGUGCCGCCGAUAUUUAAUGAAGGCAGGAAGAGCCAAGCAAGCAUAGCACCCAGUGCAACAAGAAAAGCCAGCGUCACCUUCAACAGGGACAGCUUCGUCUGA